Messenger RNA from Hyaloscypha bicolor E, 2877 nucleotides. RefSeq lists its product as uncharacterized. The transcript is spliced from 2 exons. The record is from RefSeq and is a predicted model, not a curated record. Bases 304 to 2544 code for a protein of 746 amino acids. Lineage: Eukaryota; Fungi; Ascomycota; Leotiomycetes; Helotiales; Hyaloscyphaceae.
UUGACAUCGAAGAAGCACCAGGCGAGCGAUGGUGUAGACGCAUCAAAUGCUCUUAUUCCGCAUUUGCUCAUAGUAUCUAUUGCACUUCUCCUGCAAGUAUGCUUCAAUUCGCACGCACAUCUACCCAAAUACCCUUAUCAGAUUUCCCCGUCAGCCUCGCACGCCACACUUGGUGAAUUCGGAAUCUCGAGUCCCAUGUUGACAAAUUCGCCCAGGGAGCGUAGGACAUUCAAAAUCUGACCUUGCCCCAAAUCCUCACUUUUAGGCGUUGUAUCUGUUCAACUUGAGGGCACAACAGACAACAUGGCUGCUCUCCAUGAUGCCUUGAAAACCCUGGGGCCCAUAGACUUCGACGAUGCCCCUCUCGACGACCUGAAGCCGUUCCUAUCCAAUGCCUUCAGCAAAGCACAACUCAUAGUCGACUCUGUACCAAUUCCUGCCCCACCCGAAGAAUCCGACCUUGACGGACGAUCGCGCGCGAGCUCGACGGCAUCAUCUGCCUCGGAAAUAUCCAUUUCGUCAGCACGUUCAGCGCCGCCUCCGUCGGAUGUGGAGGCUUUGCAGAAGGAAUGGAAGAACGUGAAGAUGAAUCCAAAGGAGAAUCCAUUGGGGAUGAGUGUAUACAAGUUAGGCGGGAAGGAUGGAAGAGGGUCGUGGUUUGCGAGGCGGAGUGUACAUGAGGGGCUGGGGUUCACAAAGUGGAAAAAGGCGUUAGAAAGAGAAUUCCCGGAAACAAUGAAGGUUCGGGGUGGGCCAGGUGAAGGAAAUAUCAGGGGAAUUGGUGGGGAACAGAGGGUGGCAUACAAGAAUAUUGACGGCGUGGGAAAGAUGGAAGUAUAUCUUCUUUCUGCACAAUUCCCAGGACCUACUACCCCGAGAGACUUCGUAACGAUGUUUCUCACGUCAGAUCAGGCAUUGUCGGAUUUAUCUGGAGGAGAGCAUGAGGUUCCUCGACAUUUCAUGGUAAUCUCGCGGCCCUGUAAUCAUCCGGAUACUCAAUCAAGAGAUGGUUUCAUCCGAGGCAAUUAUGAAUCAGUUGAAUUCAUAAGGGAGGUUCCCUUGAAGAAGGGUUUUCGAAAAUCAGCCUCCACUACAAAUCUCCCCGCACAGAGAAACCGGUCCGCAUCAACAUUAGGCAGGGAAGCAAUAUUGCGGAAUGCCACAAAAAACCAUUCGCCUCCAACCACCGAAAAUAUCUUAGGAACUUCAGAUAAAGGAGCAGCAGCAGCGUCGGAGACAGACCUAUCUCCACAUGUGACUAGAGCCAGAGGGAAAACGAUAUCCUAUGAUAUGUUUAAGAGCCCCGACGCCAAACGCAAGAGUCUUGACGAUCCUCAACAAGAUGACGAAAGCGAAUGCAACCCGGUCGAGUGGAUAAUGAUUACUCGAAGCGACCCAGGAGGCAGCGUUCCGCGAUUCAUGGUUGAACGAGGGACGCCCGGUGGCAUUGUAGCAGAUGCUAGCAAAUUCCUCAAUUGGGCAUGUGGAAAGGAUCUUGAGGAUUUGGAAAGUGACGACGAGAGUGUGGGAGAUGAUGACCAGGGCGAGGGGGCAGAGAAGCACGAACAUAAACCCCGCCAUAAGUACACACAAGACUUGCAUAACUAUCAGACAAACGGCCAUCUAGCAGGAAUCGAGGAGAAACCAAUCCGCACAGAAGAACACCCGGAUCCUGUUGUCAACCACCCAAACGGAGGCGGCAUAUAUGAAAUUGCCGCUGGGAUAGCAGGUGCGGCAGGCGGAUACAUCGUCUCACACACUCCAGCCAUAAUAUCCGAUCACUUACCCGGACAUCCCACCGAGGCAACAAAUGGAAGCUCUCCACGCCGCGACUCUGUUUCUUCCAUAAGCAGCGCUUCAUCGGCUGGGAGCUUCGCUUCAGCGUUGGAAAAUGUUGAAGGCGAGAAGGGCGACGAUAACGAUGGAUCUUCAAUGAAGACCACAACGUCAUCUGCACAGUCAAAAGCCAUUACUCAACAAGACAAAGAGCUUCAAAAGCUUGAGGAGAGGAAGCGGAAAUUGGAUGAAAAGUUGAGCAAAGCUCGCGAAAAGGAGAUCAGCAAAAAGAACGAGGAUACUGCGAAAGAGGAAGAGGCUAUUCGAAAGGCAGAGGAGAAACAUAUGAGAGAGGUGAAGAGGCAGGAAGAGAAGUACAAAAAAGAAGUUGAGAAGUUAGAAAAAAAGAAGGAGAGGGAACAGCAAAAGGCGGAGGAACGGAGGCGCAAGGAAACUGAGAAAGAUGAAAAGACGAAGUUAUUGCGGGAGCUGGAAGAGCUGAGAGCCGAAGUUGGCGUGCUGAGGAAGGAGAAAGAUAUUAUCAGGGGCCAGGUUGGUGAUCUCCAAGCUGAGAACACCGCCCUCGCCGCAAAAAUAGGGAAGUUGGGGAUUCAGGGAGAGCAGGUUCUGAUGGACGUGCGUGCGGAGGUGGGCAGAACAGGGAGGCUAAGGGCCAGCAGUCUGAAAGGGCUUUCGAGGACAACGAGCUACAGGAGUGGUGGGAAUGGAGAGAAAGAGAAAGAGAACGUGCCCUUAGCGCAGUCUUGAAGUUCGGUUUUAAUUUUGGGAAUGCAUAGCUUGGGCAAGGUUCUUUUCAUUUGAUGGCGUAGAUGAUGUUACGGAAGCUAGAGCAGCAAUAGUUAAUGUUCAGAUGGAAUAUCUUUUUACCGGUUGAGCUCGCUUCUAGCCUUCAACUGGGGAUUGUCGACUCCAAAUUCGGACCCGCUAGCUUCUGACUUCCGAACCCCUGAACGGAAGCGAAAUUCAUGGCACCUCUCUAGCUGUUACCCCCCGUUCGUCAAUACGAGCGAUUGAUUAAUCGGUCCUAAGCGAGGAGCCCGAUUUUAAAAUAAUAUAUAAAUUUCUAAUAAAGGAUAAAGG